Molecule: messenger RNA, 6558 nt
Organism: Ornithodoros turicata
Lineage: Eukaryota; Metazoa; Arthropoda; Arachnida; Ixodida; Argasidae
Exons: 3
Coding region: 121-5946 (1941 amino acids)
Molecular function (GO): protein binding
Source: RefSeq, a predicted model, not a curated record
CGUCGCUCCAGACUUCGCCAGGUGUUCGAUGGAUCUCUAUAUCUUCACAUGAACAUCAGUGGAAGUCUAAAGUGAGAGAUUGGAGGAGCCCAGCGGCGGCGACGGCGGCUGCGAGGAAAAAUGGACUGGCGGCGUUGGCGGCUCAGAGGCAUGUCUUUCGCCUCAUUUCUUCGGGGAGUUCCUCGUUCCUUCUUAAGAAGAAUGGCUUCAGCGUCCGUACCUGAUCUACACAUGGAAAGGUCAGAAGAAUGGAAGGAGGUCAGGAAGGAAAUGCAUCGAGCCAUAGGAGACAGAGAUGAGACCCGUGUUCUGAAGUGCCUGGAUGGUGUGCCUGCCCUGAAAGUGUGGUUAGACCCCGAUGAAGAUGUCUCUGCUCGCUACAAAGCUAUUGAAGAGAAAGCUUUCCGCAUUCAUGGUCUGCUAGUCUCGCGUGAAUGUCUACUCAAGGACACAGGAGAAUCAUCGUGUUACGAAGAUCUCACACCUCUUGGACGCGCUGAAAUUCGACGACAGCGGUAUUACACCACAGAAUGCGUGGACUCCUACAUCGACUAUCUGAAAAGCAAAUCACGGAGCGUCACCAGAUGUGAUGACUUCAAUGAGCGAUUGGAGAAGAUGUUCGAGCACCUCUCCAGUUAUGAAUUAAACAGGAAUAUUCUGAAAGUGGCUGCAACAGCACCGCACCUAGAAGUACGAUUUGACUUCAAGAGUGAAAGCGUUCAGCGGACUACGGGAUGCUGGGAUAGACACAACCUCGGUCUCACUGUCUACAACGAACAGAGAGUUUUCGUCGGGGCCAGCACUGAAGAAGCCGUAACCCGCGGGACGCUCAUUCACGAGUUAUGCCACAUGGCACUUUGCCUAGUGUAUCAUAAUGAUGGCAAGCCUUAUGUCAGCGGGGAUAUGGAGAAGGAACAGCAAUACGGAGCCAUUGUGAACGACAUAAAACGAAGGAAAAAAGAGCUGAAUCUUCUUAUCCAACAAGCUGUCUCCCGUAAUGAAGAACAAGAGCUAAUUGUACGGAUUCCUCACAUACUGGCCCAAUAUGGUUGCGACGAUGGAAAUAGGGUUCUGGAACGGGAAGUGCCGGAACUACGAAAUUUUUUCGAGGAACAUGUCAUUCCAGACAUGCGGGAAUACAUUCAGAAUGGAAUCCCAUCCAUAGAUGCAGCACAGAUAGAAAAGGAAAACGCGAGACUGAACAAAGCUUUCAAAACUGACAAUCUCAAAGUGCAUUUCGAGAAACCACUAAAGAAGAGUGUCUGGAAAGAGGGGUCGCUUCACGUAUUUACGGGUCCAGAACUGAGGCUUCUCGAAAUAAUGGUUCACAACGCUGUGCAAUCUACGGGAAGGCCAUACUUGUUUUUCGAAGCGAACCAAUAUGACUCCACUCUGCAGGAUGUGUUACUAGACUACAAAUGUGCAUUUGUGCUAGUAUCCGUCCAUCCAAACGAAGACGUCCGAAAGGUGAUUAAACUUCUCAGUGAAGUAUCCUGUGCUACUGGAUCAAAAGUCCUUUUGCUUGUGGAACUCACUGGCGAAGAAUACUUGCUGAAACAAGUACAAGCAGAUGCAUUCUUUGCGAAGAGACACAAAGAUCACAGGAUCGACGAAGCAAGCUUUGUGCAUGUCACGAAUAGCUGCAAAAAAGAAGUGUUCAAAAAUUCUCGCGUAAAACUUCAGGGCCAAUAUGUUUCAGUGCUUCCAGAAGCCAUGAAUAUAGACACCUUCCUACAGCGCGUGGACACUGCGGUUUUCCUAAGGUUGUGCGAAUCGCGGAAUAUUGACGUGGGACCUCCUCUUCGUGAACUAGAAGAACGUGUUCAGAACUAUUACGUGGAAAGAGAGUGUAGAAGAGCCGUGGAAAUUAACUUGAACGAAUGCAAUCUAAAUGACGACAGUGAGGCAUUCGCACUUCUCGACUGUCCACACAAUCACGUCGCAACACUUCUACCUCGCGGUUGUGAGGCAAAAGCCAAGGAGGAAUUAACCAAGUUCGAGAAAUUCGUACUCCUCCAAGAGCCACGUGACUACGAAGCUCUCCUGGAAAAUGUUCAUUUCCGAAACAAAGUAGUGCACCUGCUAAAGUUCGAGGAACCUCGUAGGAGACUCUUGUGGACAAAAUCAAAUGGUAAACUCAGUCAUCUUCGAAUGACAGGAAGUGACUGUUACACUGAGGACGAUUUGUUGAACGUAAACGAGAAGGUUGUCAUAGUCUCUGGUGCACCUGGUAUGGGAAAGAGUGUGUUGGCAUCUCGGUUGUGUACACAGUUAAAAACCCAAGACAAGAAGCGGUGGGUGCUCUACGUCGACCUUCCUCAGAGAAUGGCAUUAGUUAAAACGGCGCUGCCUAGUCUGGAAUAUCUAGCGGAUCUGUGCCAAGUACAAAAAAAUGAUCUGGAGUGCGCUUUGUUCGAGGAAAGUUUGAAGAAUGGAAGCCCUUUCGAGGUUGUCGUCAUGUUGGAUGGCUUCGAUGAAGUCAACGAGGAAUGUCGCAAGUGUGUGCUGGGCCUUAUACUGUUUCUAGCUAACAAAAAAGUUUACAAGGUGUACCUUCUUACUCGCACUGUGCUUAAACCCCAUGUACAAGAUGCCUUGCACACGGUGUCAUAUGACCUCGUUCCUUUUUCUGAUGAAAACCAGAAUGAUUUCCUCACAAAAUAUAGGGGCCAAAGAGAAGCUGCCAGGAAUGAUGCCCUUUCGCAGAAGUUCCAACAACUGUACACGUCAUUGAACGAGAAAAACAAGACAAUCCUGGAAACCCCUCUCCUACUUCGUAUGAUGGCUCAGAUGGAGAGCGGGGAAAUUACCAAGUCGGACGAUUACUCUUCGUUGCUCAAAAUUGUUGACAUUUCCGGUGGGAGCAGUAUAUACACUGUACACAUGUACAAGAUGUUUGUCGAGUACAAGCACCUUGUGCACAGAAAAGAGAAGGUGAAGGAAGACAUCUCCCGAAGUACUGUGCGAGGCGACAACCAUGACGCGAAGUCUCCAUUCUACGUAAGCCAUGGUCUCCUGGCUAUGAAGUGUAUAUUUCCUCAGGAUAUAUUGGAAACCUUAUUGAAUGAAGACGAAUUAGAGCAGUUAGAUCCCGAAGGACGUUUCAUCACCGGAGUUGAUUCUUUCAAAGAAGGUUUUGUGAAUAGAAUUAACGACGCAGGAAUUCCCGUGUUCGUUCAUAAGACUUUCGCCGAAUUUUUCGCAGCUCACUACCUGUUGGAAAGGGUAAAAGGAAGAAAAAAAUCCAGGUUUAGGGAAAAUGUUGUCGGAUUGUAUGGUAAAAAAGACUACGAGGGUGUAAUGAUGUUGUUCGAUGGACUGGCGUCGGAGUCCUAUCCACUUCACUCUGCCGUGAUCAACAACGACGCUUCAUAUUUUGAGCAACAUGUUAUCCAAAGAGAUGAUAUGUUGAAGGUGGAUGAGCUCAAAAGGACGCCAUUGCACGUAGCUGCCCUGCAUGCUGAUGAAACGGCAUUGAAGAGGCUUCCAAUGGAUGAUGAACUAAUCAGGGAUGAUUUGUUUCAAAUGUCACCAUUCGAGUACGUAGAACUCUUUUCCCCAUGGGGCGCAGAGUGGAUGAAAGAUCUGUGGGAAGCGUCUGUUGUGAGAUAUUUCCAGACUGUGACUCUUUGGAGGAACUAUCUGCGAACUGAGACUUCAGCUGUGAGAGACAGACUCGACGUAUUAUGCGCUCGAUGCAGUGAGGAAGCAGUGAAACAUUCUACCGAAAAUCUACGCGCAUGUGAAACCUUGGAGAAAAAGAGACAUUUUCUUAAACGAGCAAUAUUGACGGCUGUGAUACACGACCUACGAGGCGUUUUAGACGUGUAUCUGAGUUAUGUGUCCCCGAGAGAGAGUACAGGAGAACUAGACACAGACAUCAUGGACCAAUUAGAAUCACGCAAGGAACGAAGCUUGACAUGUUCUGUAGAGUCUUCGGUAAUUGGAAACCUUGAUAGUUUUACAGACAGUAUCAAUAGAACUGUCCCUUUUUACGCAAAGUCCGAGACUGUUUGCAAAAUGCUCCUUCCUUACUGCGAUAUGGGAAUUCUUGAUUAUGAUGGAAACACAAUGUUGCACAUUAGUGCGAAAGAAGGAAAUCUGGAGACAACACAGUUUUAUCUCGCACAUUUAUCCAUUAACAAUAGAAGGAAUGGACACUUUAAAACUCCUUUGCACUUGAGUGGAGAUGCAGAGAUUGUGAAGCUACUUCUCCGUCGUUAUCCCUCAGUGAAUGUUUUCGAUUAUCGUCAACGAACUCCGAUGGAUAUACGUGCAAAGAAAGAUGAUUUGGAAGCCAUGAAGUUGUUACUCCUUCGCACUCGGAUAGAUGACGCACAUCACAUCAGAUUAGACACAACGCUUCACGUGGCUUCUUACUCUCUUUCCCUUAAAGCUGUGACGUUUCUUCUACCUCACACAAAUGCGCACAUGCUUACCUACGAAGGAGAAACGUGCUUAGACGUUGCUUGGAGAAGUUGGAUAUAUCCGUUGAGUUCGGAUUCCAACGUUGUGAGGUGUCUCAUCCCACACUCGCUCGUGAACUCACCUGAAACGUUCGGCUCAUCACCUUUGUACAUUUGGGCGGAAGGUGGUGGAAGGAAAGUGAUGCAAACUCUAUGGCCUUAUUUGCGACACAGUGACCCUAGGCAUGCACAGAGGAUCAGCAGAAGCUAUGCGUAUGUGUCUAUGUCUGUGUCUCUGAACGAGGAUUUCCAAGAAGAAAUUUCGUGUCUGAAACUUCUCUUCCUCUAUUUAGAUGUCAUCGCUGGUGAUUGUUGUGGCAGAAAACUGCUACAUGAUAUCGCCAAGAAUAAGCCAAGUAAGAUAAAAGAAGUAAAUUACAUUAAUUACAUGAAGCUGUUACUGCCGCAUUUAAAUCUGCAUAUGGAGGAUUAUGUAAAAUAUAGCGUAGGAAAUGAUGACACUGUUACCUUAUAUCGGGGAUGGUCGCACAUGAAUAACACCGAUGAUCCCCACAUUGACGAUGUCAACGCCGAAAUGGUCGACGACGAGGGCAGUAUGAAGUUGCUAAUAGAAGCAGAGGAAGGAAAUGCCGAAGCCGUGGAACUUCAUCUCUCACAUUAUUCCGUGUGCUUUACAGAUGAAAAGGAGAACACUGCAUUGCACUUGAGUGCGUCGAAUGGACACACAAAUGUGGUGAAGCUUCUCAUUCCUUUUUAUACAUCAGUGGACGUGAUCAAUGUGCGUCGAGAAACGCCCAUGCAUGUGUGCGCCUCAAAUGGACACCUGGAUGUUGUGAAGUUAUUAUUACUCCGCUCUAGAAUGAGUUCCCGUGACGUGGUUGGAAGGGCACCUCUUCACUUGGCCUGUGAAAGUGAUGCCGUUGAUAUCGUGAACUUCCUUCUUCCCCACUCCUUCCCUAAUAUGUGCGAUGAGUACGGUUCCACGUGCUGCGCUUCUUCCGCCGAAAGAAGUGAAAUGAAUGUUCUGAGAUGCCUCAUCCCGCACUUUCUUAUGAACUGUCCUGAUAGCAUAAGCGAAUCACCAACGCUAAUGUGUGCUAAAGAUUAUAUAAGAGAAGGGUUGGUGACAUUAUUGCCAUAUUAUUGUGAUUAUGACGCUGCGAGUUUAUUGACGCUUUGCCCGCAGUCAUUUUAUGUGGGCUAUAUGAACAUGAGCACUACGCCUUGCCUCAAACAUAUGGUUCUCCACUCAAAUGUCAGGGCAGUAGAUGUGUGUUUUCGUGAAACACUCAAACUCAUUCGACUGUUUUAUCAAGAGAGUGAUUCAAUGCUGCAUCCAAAUGGCACUGCGCUAUCACGAAACCUAAGGUAUAUUUCUCUCUUGCUUCCUCAUACAAAUAUUUCUUCUAAGGACGAUGGAGGCAAGAAACUAUUACAAGGAGUCCUCCAAAGCAGACAGGAUCCCGAAUUGGUUAGCUUCCUUCAGAAGUGGACUCGCUUGAGUGACUUUCAUUCAUGAUGCUCACGAUUGUUAGCAACGGUUGUGGUUAAGCACCAAGUGGCACCGAGUUGUCAGUGGACAUGAGCUCUGCAGAUGAUAUCGCAGUUUUAAGAGAGGUAUCAACAGCAGUCCCUUGCCUUCAUCCGAGAAAGCAGAAAUAUUCAGCCAGAGUAAAAAAUGAAAUACAAAAUCACUUUUCUGUUUGCCGAGGCUAACGGGUUUUUUCUUAUUCAUCUUGUUAAAAAGUACGGUUCUGUAGUAGGUCCAUAAGGUGAUCCGAAAAUGUGUAAAAAAGUGUGUUCCUAAUGUGCUUGUUAUAUGGUUAGCUACGUUAUACAUACCGCACUAUUAGAAUACGUGCUGCGUGUGAUUAUAUUUAUAUGGUGCAUCUCACCUUUAGUGGAUAUAUAACUGUAAUACUGCGAUUGAGCAUCACGCUCUUAAAAAAAAGUUGGUCAGUGUUAUAUCUUUUUAGUUCCAAAUUGCUACGGGCUCCAAAUUGCUUUGCCAGUUAUGAUUACAGAUUACAGUGUAGUUACAGACACCCAGAACAUUAAGAAUCAAUUUGACGUAAUCAAGGUUUGUGUAAGGGAACUACGAAUGAUAAAAAAAUACACGUCACAAAUUGGA